CCAUAUAGUUAACAUUAUUGCAUGUCAAAUCAAGAUUAGACUUGAACUUCUCUUAUUUCCACCAAAGAUCUCAAAAACAAUAAACAAGACUAAAAUAGAGCGAGGGAUCACUAAUUCUCUACGUACUCAUCUAAAAGCUUUAUACUACAAAAUAAUAUCACUCAUUCUCUACCUACUCAUCUGAAAGCUUUAUACAAAAUAGUUGAAGUCAAAUCGCAAAACAUAAAUAAGUGAUCAACCGACUUUUGAAUGAACCACACACCCCUCCAACCUCAUGCUCGUCUUUCAUAGUUCGCUUAAAAAAAGACCAUAGACAAACUUAUAUGCCCUAUGCCCAACUUUUUUUACCAAGAUUCCACGCCCAAGUAUAUUUAUAGACAUUCUUAUUUAUCAAACAUACCAUCAACGGAACUUAUUUUUGUUUUCUUCCUAUUGAAUCACCAACAUAUUACUACAGGACUCUCAAUAAUUCUUUUCAAAGUGUACAAUUCAAAUAUAAUUAUACGACUGAGUCAUGGGUUUAAUUAUAAUUCAACUUGUCUGUCACAAAUCUCGUGAUCCAUUAACCUUUUAGAGUAGAUAACCAACAACAUGAUGAAAGGUUUUCCUUUUUUGUCCACAUCUCGCCAUCAAUCAUCUGGACUGUAGUUAAAUGUACUCAAAGAAAGGUUGAAUGGUAUGUCCACCAGAUCCAUGCAUUCGUCACCUCAAACGUCACCACCCACAAGCCAAAACAUUCUUUCUACAAAUUUGUAAAAUAAGACUGUACAAAGAAAAAAUUGUAAAAAGUUUUUUUGCAUCCCAUAUAUAUAGAAAACAAUUUUCUAUAUAUCUCCAUCACACUCCACCACCAACCACCAUGCCUUCCCACCGCCACCACCGCAUCCUCCUCAUACCAUACCCUGUACAAGGCCACAUAAACCCCACCUUCGAAUUCGCAAAACGACUCAUCACUUUAGGUGCACAUGUCACUAUCUCUACCACCCUACACAUGCACAACCGCAUCACCAACAAACCCACCCUCCCUAACCUCUCUUAUCUUCCUUUCUCCGACGGCUUCGACGACGGUUUUCAAGGCAAAGACAAAGAUGCGUACUUACUCUACCACGCAGAGUUCAAACGCCGCGGCUCUGAGUUUGUUGUAAAAACAAUACUCUAUAACUCACAACAAGGUACCCCCUUCACUUGCUUAGUUCACUCCCUUCUCCUUCAGUGGGCCGCGCAAGCCGCGCGUGAGCUUCACCUCCCGACGGCUUUGCUCUGGGUUCAACCAGCCACCGUUUUCGAUAUCUUAUAUUACUACUACCACGGAUUCUCUGAUUCCAUCAAAAAACCUUCACGCUCCAUUGAAUUGCCAGGGUUACCACUAUUGCUUUCACCACGUGAUUUGCCUGUGUUUCUAUUGGAGUCAUGUUCAAGUGCUUACGCUCUACUGGUUUCAUUCUUUGAGCAACAAUUCAACGACCUUGAUGUUGAAACAAACCCUACAACAAUACUUGUUAACUCGUUUGAAGCAUUGGAACCAGAGGCGUUGAGAGCCGUUGAAAAACUAAACAUGAUUUCCAUCGGACCGUUGAUUUCUUCUGCGUUUUUGGAUGAGAGAGAUCCAACGGAUGGUACUUCAUUUGGAGGUCAUGCACAGGCUCACAUCUUCCAACCUUCCAAUGGUUGUGUUGAAUGGUUGGACUCUAAGACAGAGAAGUCGGUUGUUUAUGUUUCGUUUGGUAGUCAUUGCGUGGUAUCAGAGAUACAAAUGGAGGAAAUCGCACGUGCUUUGUUGGAUUGUGGAUUUCCAUUCUUGUGGGUGAUUAGGGAGGCGAAAGAGGGAGAGAAGGAGGAAGAUUUGAGUUGUAGAAAGGAGUUGGAAGAGAAAGGGAAGAUAGUGAAAUGGUGUUCACAAGUGGAAGUUCUUUCACAUCCUUCUUUGGGUUGUUUUUUGACUCACUGUGGUUGGAAUUCGACUUUGGAAAGCUUGGUGUCAGGGGUUCCUAUGGUGGCGUUUCCUCAGUGGGCAGAUCAGACGACAAAUGCAAAGUUGAUAGAAGAUGUGUGGAAGAUAGGAGUGAGAGUGGAUCAUGAAUUGAAGGAGGAUGGAACUGUAGGAGGGGAUGAAAUUAGGAGGUGUUUGGAAGUGGUGAUGGGGAGUGGAGAGAAAGGAGAUGAAAUGAGGAGGAAUGCAGAGAAAUGGAAGGGUUUGGCCAGAGAGGCAGUGAAUGAAGGCGGCUCUUCAGAUAAGAAUCUGAGGGCCUUUUUGGAUCGUAUUGCUGAAUCAUGAUAAUUAGAUAUACGGCUGAAAAUGCAUAAUUCAAAUGGGGCCACUGUUAGAAUUUCAAACUGUUAGGGUGUGUUUGGAAUAAGAGAAAGACAUAAGAGAGAAAUAGGGGAGAGAGAGACAAUUUCUUUUGUUUUGGAUUGAAGAGAAGUCGAGAAGAGAGGCCAAAUAAUGGUGGGACCCAUAUCUUUUCUUGUUCUCUCCAGUUUGAGAAGAAAGGAGAUGAAAAGGCGGGCUUCCAUUUUUAAUCCCAAUUAUUUAUAAUAUUUUCUUUAAUAAACACUUAUGUAGAGAUA
Lathyrus oleraceus (garden pea) is the source of this 2568-nucleotide messenger RNA. Its product is annotated as phloretin 4'-O-glucosyltransferase. The record is from RefSeq and is a predicted model, not a curated record. Lineage: Eukaryota; Viridiplantae; Streptophyta; Magnoliopsida; Fabales; Fabaceae. Gene Ontology annotation, molecular function: quercetin 3-O-glucosyltransferase activity; quercetin 7-O-glucosyltransferase activity. The coding region runs from base 674 to 2275 and encodes 533 amino acids. The transcript has a single exon.